AUGGUAUCUGUUAAGCAAGCAUUCGAGGCAGCCAAUCAGGACCAUUUAUUCGCGUACUACGAUGAGUUAAACGAAGAUCAAAAACUGGCAUUGGAAGCUCAGUUGUCAAAAAUUGGCUCUAACCCAAAGGAAUUGGUGUCUACAGUCGGUGAUGCCAUCAAGUUUUCCGGUAGUAAUGUUUCAAGCAAGAAGUUUGCUCAAUUGCCCUCUGAAUCAACGGCUUCUCUCUUGGAAGUAGCCAAUGAUGUCAAGGACAAAUGGAGGAAAUUGGGUUUACAAGCAGUGGCAAAUAAUGAAGUGGGGAUUCUUUUAAUGGCUGGUGGUCAAGGUACAAGAUUAGGAUCAACUGCACCUAAAGGAUGCUAUGAUAUUGGACUUCCAAGUCAUAAAUCCUUAUUUCAAAUACAAGCAGAGAGAAUCAUCAAGUUGCAACAAUUGGCUGCUGAAACGUAUAAUAAAGAGUUGGAAAAAGUGGUUGUAAAUUGGUAUAUUAUGACUUCUGGUCCUACCAGACCUGCUACUGAAGAGUUUUUCCAAUCUAACAAUUACUUUGGAUUAAAAUCCAGUCAAAUCACCUUCUUUGAUCAAGGCACUUUGCCCUGUUUCAACUUGGAUGGUACGAAGAUUUUAAUGGAGAAGAAAGACAAGAUUUGCGAAUCUCCAGAUGGUAACGGGGGUUUAUAUAAAGCUCUUUAUGACAACGGAAUUGUGGACUCCUUCCAAAAGAACGGCAUUAAACAUAUUCAUAUGUAUUGCGUUGAUAACUGCUUGGUUAAAGUUGGAGAUCCUAUUUUCAUUGGAUACGCCAUUGAUCAACAAAAGGAGUUGUGCACUAAAGUUGUUAGAAAGAGAAGUGCCAAUGAAAGUGUUGGGUUAAUCGUUAUGGAUGAAGAUACCCAAAGACCAAGUGUCAUUGAAUACUCUGAAAUUUCUGAGGAAUUAGCCAAUAAAAAGGAUUCUAAUGAUGAAUCAAAAUUAUAUCUUCGAGCUGCCAACAUUGUGAAUCAUUAUUAUUCUGUUGAUUUGCUUGUUAAAUACGUUCCAAAAUGGAUUUCUUCAAGAGAAUAUUUACCAUUCCAUAUUGCAAAAAAGAAGAUUCCUGGGCUAAAUGAAAAUGGGGAGUAUUAUAAACCAACUGAACCAAAUGGUAUUAAAUUGGAACAAUUUAUAUUUGAUGUUUUCCCAUCUGUUGAUAUGUCAAAGUUUGGAUGUCUUGAGGUUAAUAGAUCAGAAGAGUUUUCUCCUUUGAAGAAUGCCGAUACCGCUUCUAAUGAUACUCCAACCACAUGCAGAUUGGAUUUGUUGAAACUUAAUACCAGCUGGCUUAAACAAAAUGGUGGAUCGACCAAUGGAUUGGUUGAAAUCUCUCCAUUAAUAUCUUAUAGUGGUGAAAACUUAGAGAGCGUUGUUGAAGGUAAAUCUUUUGAAGAUGGUACUAUUAUUUGA
Lizanozyma spartinae is the source of this 1446-nucleotide messenger RNA. It is a transcript of the gene UAP1, whose product is annotated as UDP-N-acetylglucosamine diphosphorylase. Gene Ontology annotation, biological process: UDP-N-acetylglucosamine biosynthetic process. Gene Ontology annotation, molecular function: UDP-N-acetylglucosamine diphosphorylase activity. Lineage: Eukaryota; Fungi; Ascomycota; Pichiomycetes; Serinales; Debaryomycetaceae. The transcript has a single exon. The record is from RefSeq and is a predicted model, not a curated record. The coding region runs from base 1 to 1446 and encodes 481 amino acids.